CCCCUUUAAUUAGACGGCUAUCAAACUGGUUAAGCCUCUCACUGCAGGAAAACUUCUCUUCCUUCUGUCUCAUCAUGAACCUGGCAUCUUUAUUGCUCUUUAUAGUUUUGGAAGUCAUGACUGUAAACUGUCAGGGCAUUCCACAGGAACGUAUAGUGGGAGGGUACGCACCAGUUCCACAUUCCAUCAAGUACAUUGUGUCAAUCCAGACAACGACCCGCAAGCACUUCUGCGGUGGCUUCCUGAUUAACAAAUUCUGGGUAAUCACAGCAGCACACUGUAACAUCGGGGUAAACAGAAUGGUGAUAGUAGCAGGAGACUACUCUUUGGCUAUUUAUGAAGGCACAGAGCAGGAAGUCUACCCACAGUUUUUGGUUCCCCAUCCUCAUUACAACAGUACAACAAACAACAGUGACAUCAUGCUUAUUAAGCUGAGGGAACCUAUCUACCUGAACAGCUUCGUGUCCAUCGUUCUGCUGCCCAAGCAGGAUGCUUCUUUAGCAGAGGGCACAAUGUGUCGCGUGUCGGGCUGGGGAUACACCAGCCCCACCGGGGGCCAGAUUCCAGCCACCCUUCGGACUGUCACACUUCCUGUUGUCUCUACAGAACAAUGCAACAGCACAAAAUCAUUUGAUGGCAGUAUUACAGACAAAAUGUUGUGUGCCGGCUACAACACUGGGGGAAAGGAUGCCUGUCAGGGUGACUCAGGUGGCCCACUUGUCUGCAAUGGAAGGGCCUAUGGAGUGGUGUCAUGGGGAAGAGGAUGUGCGGAUGCUGGAUAUCCUGGAGUCUACACUGCUGUGUCCAAGUUCCGCCACUGGAUAGACAACACAAUAUUUAGCUACUACAGCAGAUGUAAUAAGAAUUAGAGCUCAGUGUUAACUCAUUGGAGACAUAACACCCUGAUUUCACUGUUGCCUCUGAUCUAAUUUUAUGCGUGAUAUGUCAGGUGCACAUAGUGGUAUAUAUUCAGGGAUGGGUCCAUAUUUUAGGAAAUAGUCAUACUUGCUUUCAGUCUGAGAGAGAUUUCUUAUUGACUCCAAAAAAGCCAUAAAAUUAUGAGCAUUGUCAGAUGAAAUAAGUAAUCCUA
Messenger RNA from Cyprinodon tularosa, 1090 nucleotides. RefSeq names its product trypsin-3. NCBI's taxonomy places the organism in Eukaryota, Metazoa, Chordata, Actinopteri, Cyprinodontiformes, Cyprinodontidae. Gene Ontology annotation, molecular function: serine-type endopeptidase activity. The record is from RefSeq and is a predicted model, not a curated record. Gene Ontology annotation, biological process: proteolysis. The transcript is spliced from 6 exons. The coding region runs from base 75 to 869 and encodes 264 amino acids.